AUGGCUCGACUACUUGCCGAGGACGUUAACCUUGCGCUGAAGAGGGUUAGAGUGGAGGUUCGACUGGCAUUAAGUUUUUCAGAUGAGGAUAAGGUCGGAACCAUACAACCACAUGAUGAUGCUUUAGUGAUCAUGCUUAGGAUAGGAGGAUAUGAUGUGAAGAGAGUGAUGGUAGACCAAGGCAGUGGCGCAGAGGUUAUGUUCCCUGAUCUAUACAAGGGGCUAAACCUGAAACUUGAGGAUUUGACAGCAUACGAUUCACCUCUAAUAAGUUUCGAUGGGAAAGUUGUCAUCCCAAAGGGUCAGACCAGACUACCCAUACAAGCAAGAUCAGAGGUGGUGGAGGUGAACUUUAUUGUGGUGGACGCCUAUUCACCCUACACAGCCAUUGUGGGAAGACCCUAG
Messenger RNA from Quercus lobata, 405 nucleotides. RefSeq lists its product as uncharacterized. The record is from RefSeq and is a predicted model, not a curated record. NCBI's taxonomy places the organism in Eukaryota, Viridiplantae, Streptophyta, Magnoliopsida, Fagales, Fagaceae. Bases 1 to 405 code for a protein of 134 amino acids. The transcript has a single exon.